Molecule: messenger RNA, 2218 nt
Organism: Salvia hispanica
Lineage: Eukaryota; Viridiplantae; Streptophyta; Magnoliopsida; Lamiales; Lamiaceae
Source: RefSeq, a predicted model, not a curated record
UACAACUAUAACGGAAAAAUCCCCCUUCCCGAAUCCAUCCCCGCCGUCCGGCAGCCCCAUCUCCGCCCCAUCUCCGCCACACUCCUCCACACCCCGCCCUUCAGGAAAAACCCACGUCGAAUUUCCUCCAAAUCAACCUCAAUUGCCACCCCCACCGCCGCUCUUCAGCAAGGAGACCGCGAAGAUAUCGAAUCCCUCUUCUCCGAUCACAGCUCCGCACAAUCAAUCAACAAUUACAACCGCGGCAACAAAAUUCUCACCGGGGCCUCUUCCAUUUCGUCGGGGGUAAGGCUAGAAAACGUCAGCAAGAGCUAUAAGGGCGUCACCGUGUUGAAAGAUAUCAACUGGGAGGUGAAAAAGGGGGAGAAAGUUGGGCUAGUGGGCGUUAAUGGCGCGGGGAAAACGACCCAAAUGAGGAUUAUAGCGGGUUUGGAGGAGCCUGAUUCGGGCAAUGUGAUUAAGGCGAAGAGCAACAUGAAAAUUGCCUUCUUGAGCCAAGAAUUCGAGGUGGUGUCGACGAGGACGGUGAAAGAGGAGUUCUUGAGCGCUUUCAAGGAGGAAAUGGAGGUUGCGGAGAGGCUGGAGAAGGUGCAGAAGGCGAUAGAGAAGUCAGUUGACGAUUUGGAGCUGAUGGGGAGGCUUUUAGAUGAGUUUGAUUUGCUGCAGAGGAGGGCUCAAGCUGUGAAUUUGGAUGAGGUGGAUGUGAAGAUCAGUAAGCUGAUGCCUGCACCUGAGGACGCGGAUAAGCACGUUGGAUCGUUCAGCGGAGGGUGGCAGAUGAGGAUGUCACUUGGCAAGAUAUUGCUGCAGGAUCCUGACCUGUUGCUCUUGGAUGAACCUACAAAUCACCUUGAUCUUGAUACGAUUCAGUGGCUCGAGGGUUACCUGAAGAGGCAAGAUGUGCCAAUGGUGAUCAUAUCCCAUGAUAGGGCUUUCCUUGAUCAGUUGUGUACUAAGAUUGUUGAAACGGACAUGGGUGUUUCGAGAACAUAUAUGGGAAAUUACUCAGAUUAUGUUAUUGCAAAGGCGGCAUGGGUUGAAGCUCAGUUUGGUGCAUGGGAGAAACAGCUUAAGGAGAUUGGACACACUAGAGAGCUCAUUAACCGGUUGAGUGCAGGAGCUAAUGCUGGCCGUGCUUCUACUGCUGAAAAGAAGCUCGAAAAACUCAAGGAUGAGGAGCAAGUUGAGAAACCUUUUAUUCGAAAGCAGAUCAGAAUUAGGUUCCCAGAGCGAGGAAGAAGUGGUCGAACUGUGGUGACUAUGAAAAACCUCGAUUUCAGCUUUGAGGAUAAGGUUCUGUUUAAGAAUGCAAACUUGACAGUCGAAAGGGGAGAGAAACUUGCUAUUCUUGGUCCAAACGGGUGUGGAAAAAGUACGUUGCUGAAACUGAUUAUGGGGAUGGUAAAGCCAGACCGAGGUGAAGUUUUGCUUGGGGAGCACAAUGUCUUACCAAACUAUUUUGAGCAAAAUCAGGCGGGGGCCCUUGAUCUGGACAAGACAGUGAUAGAAACUGUUGGUGAAGUUGCAGAAGACUGGAGACUCGAUGACAUAAAGGGUCUCCUAGGUCGCUGCAACUUCAAGGCGGAUAUGCUUGACCGGAAGGUUUCCUUUCUCAGUGGUGGUGAGAAGGCCCGGCUUGCAUUUUGCAAGUUCAUGGUCACACCUUCAACACUUCUAGUUUUGGAUGAACCUACCAACCAUUUGGACAUACCCACAAAAGAGAUGCUUGAGGAGGCGAUCAAUGAGUACCGAGGGACUGUCAUCACUGUUUCACACGACAGAUAUUUCAUUCGCCAAAUUGUUAAUCGAGUAUUGGAAAUAAAAGAUGGGACGAUACAGGACUAUGCAGGAGACUACAAUUAUUAUCUGGAGAAGAACCUAGAAGCAAGAGAAAGGGAGCUCGAAAGGGAGGCCGAGUUAGAGGAGAAGUCUCCAAAAGCUAAAUCCAAAUCCAAGAUGACAAAGGCGGAGAGGGAAGCUCGGAAGAAGCAGAAGAUGCAGGCGUUUCAAGCUGCUAAGCAGAAAUCCAAAGGACAUAAAAAUGCUAAAAGAUGGAAAUGAAAGAGAGUCAUAUGCAUUAGAGUUAGGGGGGAUGAUAGCUCAAUUAGUAUAUGUUGUUCAUUUGGAAAUUACAUACAUAGGUAACUUGUAUCAGUAAGAACAUCAUGACUUGUAUAAACAUACAAUCUUAUGAAAUUUCUGCAGUUAACUUCUCAAA